Messenger RNA from Nanorana parkeri, 4530 nucleotides. Its product is annotated as collagen alpha-1(I) chain-like. The record is from RefSeq and is a predicted model, not a curated record. The transcript is spliced from 62 exons. Gene Ontology annotation, molecular function: extracellular matrix structural constituent. The coding region runs from base 1 to 4530 and encodes 1509 amino acids. NCBI's taxonomy places the organism in Eukaryota, Metazoa, Chordata, Amphibia, Anura, Dicroglossidae.
AUGAAACUUCUGCUGGUAUUAAACUACAUAGACUUCUCUUCUGCGGAUGAGGGUUUACAGACUAACACAUCAUGGAUAGAGUCUGAGGGACAUGGGGUGGUCACCGAGCAGACUCUGGACCCCAGUCUUCACAAAUACCUCAAUGAACUUGACUUGAAUACUUUUAAGGAAGAAAACCUUCUGCCAGUGCCAGGCCAAGCGUCCCACCCAAUUCCCAGUGGGAAACCUAUAAAGAAGGAGGAUCAGUACAAAAAACUGAACCCCACAAAAGAGAACACCACAACAGACAAAAAGGAGAAAAGUCCUGCCACAACAGAACAUCUGAGCACCGACAAAUACACGGGAGAAAUAAUAGACUUAACUAAAAAUGUCACCAAACCCAGCCCUUUGCCAACACCAAGAACUAACAUUUCUUCCACAACGGUGGCAACACCUACCACAGUACAAGUGCAGGAGAACAAGACCAACACAACAUUACAACCUACCUCAUCCAGAGACGUUUACCCAGCAGGUGGGUCAGGAGACAUUGAAGGUCUUAAGAUCGACAAUGAACCGACAAGUAAAAAACCAAAGAAGACACCUGUUCGAGGGUAUCCAGGACCUCAAGGCCGUCCAGGUUGCCCAGGUCGGCCUGGACUUCCUGGUCCUAAAGGAAACAAGGGUGAUCCAGGGCUUAUGGGACGAACAGGGAUGACAGGCAAUCCUGGGCCCCGUGGACCUCCUGGGCUGCCUACAGUAAUGAUUUGGAGCAAUUCCCCGGAGGACUGGGCAGCAUUCUAUCAAACAUCAUUCUAUCAGCUGCUGCACGCAGGCUGGCCUAGAAGUCGAGGACCACCAGGUCUGCCUGGUAUACAUGGAAGACCUGGAACACCGGGAAUCACUGGAACUCCAGGGUGGCCGGGUAUAAAAGGACAGUGCGGUCCUAUGGGGCUUCCAGGAACACCAGGAGUUCAAGGAAUAUCUGGAAUUCCUGGGCAGGAUGGCAAUCCCGGAUUAGAUGGUAAAGUGGGAUCACCCGGAAUACCAGGAGCUAAGGGGCCACAAGGCUUCAAAGGUGAUCAAGGUCCCCUCGGUGAAAAAGGAGAUGAAGGCUUCCAUGGAGCUCCUGGGUUUUGCGGUGAAAAAGGUUACGAAGGAAUAAAGGGAGAGAAGGGAGAGCCAGGUCCUCCAGGACAUGCAGGGUUGCAGGGCUUGAUGGGACUAAAAGGGACCCAUGGAUUUCAAGGGAUUCCAGGACCAUUUGGUGAAGCGGGUGUUCCGGGGCCACAGGGCCCCCCUGGUCCGGAGGGGGAACAGGGCGAGCCAGGAUUUCCAGGAGCCCAAGGGGUGAAUGGGUCCCAGGGGGAUCAAGGCCCAACUGGCGUGAUUGGCCAUCGUGGCCCACGGGGUCCACCAGGAAUAGAAGGAAUUUGUGGCCCUCCCGGGCCUAGAGGACCUCAGGGCAUGAUGGGAGCUGAUGGCCCUCCUGGUUCAAAAGGAGACACGGGUGAAGCCGGUCCCAUAGGUAUCCGAGGGGAAAGAGGCCCAGAAGGUCCUAUGGGAUUAAUUGGAUGGCCCGGUGUAAAUGGACAGCCAGGAGACAAGGGUCGGACAGCUGCAGAUGGAGAAAAGGGAGAUCCAGGGGCUAAAGGAGACAAGGGAGCUCCUGGGCCUCCUGGUACAAAAGGCCCAUCUGGCAUUCAAGGACAGUCUGGCUUUGUAGGGUUUCCUGGGCCCAAAGGACUUUUAGGCCUUCCUGGAGCUAUGGGUGAUGAGGGGCAAAUUGGGCCCUCUGGUCCCAAUGGUGGUGUUGGGCCAAAGGGUUACCGUGGCCCUGAUGGGUCGAAGGGAUUACCAGGACCUCGAGGGAACCGGGGACGAAUGGGACAAAGGGGCCUUGUGGGGAUGCCAGGACCACCGGGUCAUCGUGGUGUUCCAGGUCCGGAGGGUGCAGAAGGACUGCCUGGUAUACAGGGAUCAUCUGGUGCAUCGGGUAUUCCUGGCCCCAGGGGAAUGGCUGGUCCUACAGGUCGAUCAGGAAUGGAUGGGGAACCAGGUCCUCUGGGAGACAAGGGGUUUACUGGAAAACAAGGUCCUGAAGGACAGCAGGGGCAUGUAGGAAUGUAUGGCUUGCCAGGUCCAUCUGGUGAAAGAGGCCGGACCGGACAUCCUGGGGAGAAGGGAGAGAUGGGAACACCUGGAAUUCCAGGGCCACCAGGCAAAGCUGGUCCAAAGGGGCCUCCAGGUCCUCCUGGGGAGAGGGGACCCUCUGGGCCACAGGGUCGUAUGGGUGAGAUGGGUGACAAAGGCUUGCCUGGAUUAUUGGGCCCACCUGGGAAUCCAGGGAGUGAUGGGGAACCGGGAAAAAUUGGGGCCACAGGAGAACCAGGUCCACCAGGAGCCCAAGGAGAAAUCGGUCCUUUAGGUUAUCCAGGUCGAGAAGGGCCAGCAGGACCAGAAGGAUCUCCUGGAGGGAAAGGUGAGAAGGGUGCCAUUGGGCCGGUCGGUGAUCAAGGGGUCAGCGGGCUGGACGGGGAACAGGGUGAACCAGGCUCAAUUGGCAAUGAUGGUCCCUCUGCAAAGAAAGGAGAGCGGGGAGAUGUUGGUGUUCCUGGAAACCUUGGUCCCGCUGGGCCAGUUGGUGACCCCGGAGAAAGAGGAUUACAAGGACUGUUAGGCCCAACAGGAGAGCCAGGGAAAGAGGGGGACAUUGGGGACAUUGGAGAUAUUGGCGACCCUGGACCUCCAGGAGCAAAGGGAGAAUUUGGACCACCUGGAUGUAGUGGAAAUCAUGGGCCCAGUGGCAUUAUGGGAGAGCGUGGAGUAAGAGGCCCAAAGGGAGAAAUGGGUCAAGGAGGGCCCCAGGGUCCACCGGGACUUAUGGGAAUUCCAGGACCCCUGGGGCCACCAGGAGACACGGCAGCAAUAGGAGAUCCAGGACCUUCUGGUCUAGAUGGGCCUCCAGGAAUAAAGGGUGAUUUAGGCCCCAGUGGUGUGACCGGAUAUCCUGGCCCUCGAGGAGGUUUGGGUCCUCCUGGUGUGAGAGGAGAGAAGGGUGAGCAGGGUCACCAUGGAGUCCUGGCUCCACCAGGUCGAACUGGGAGUAAAGGAUCACAAGGUCCUUCAGGGCUCCCUGGCCCGGAAGGACACAAGGGGGAAACAGGAAGUGAAGGCCUAAAAGGGAUCCAGGGACCUCCUGGGGUCACUGGUGAGGCUGGAGCUGUGGGAAUACCAGGAAGAGAAGGGGAAACUGGUGAGAAGGGACGACCUGGAAAACCAGGGGUGCCAGGACAAGUGGGAACUAUGGGAAAUCCAGGCACAGAGGGAAACCCAGGACAAAAAGGAGUGAAGGGGGAGAAAGGGAGAGAUGGACGACCUGGCUCUUCUGGCAGUGUGGGCAGGAAGGGCAAAAGAGGAAAAGCAGGAUCAAGACCACCACGUGGGCCUCAUGGACCCAAGGGAGCCAAAGGAAGACAGGGUCCAGACGGGCCACCAGGACCAAGAGGACCCUAUGGUAUUCCAGGACUCAGGGAACAGAAAGGAGAGCCAGGUCCAAAAGGGCUGAAGGGUGAAGUUGGCUUAGAUGGGCCGUUUGGGCCAAAAGGAGAAGAAGGCCAGAAGGGAAAACAAGGACUUCCCGGGGACAAUGGACCUCCAGGGGAGAAAGGUGACGAGGGAGUUAUUGGGCCUCAAGGACCCCAAGGACUUCCCGGGUCCCAAGGUCUUCCAGGUCCUGAAGGCAUGCAGGGGCCAAAAGGUUUCCAAGGACCUGAAGGAGCUCCAGGCCCUCCUGGACCACCGGGACCCCCAGGAGCACCUGGUCCCCCAGGGCUAGUGCUGAGUGCCCAGAGCCAGAGUAUACGGCGGUUGUUUCCCCAUUUGGCAUCAUGGAAGGACAUUGUUCCAUGGGAUCUCAUCCAUCAUCUGGAAGAAGACCUGAAGCUCUUGGCUGCCCCACCUAAUGGGACCAAGGAAAAUCCAGCGAGCACAUGUAAAGAACUCCAGCUUGUCCACCCUCAACUGCCAGAUGGAUAUUAUUACAUUGACCCUAACCAGGGCAGUCCUCAGGAUUCUUUUCCAGUGUUCUGCAACUUUACUGCCGGUGGUGAGACCUGUGUGCAUCCUCAGGAAAGCCAGAUAUUGGGAAAGGCAUGGCUUCAGAGCUACUCAUUGCAAGAAGGAUUCCAGUGGUUCAGCAUGCUUCCUGGGGGCUUUUCGUUGUUGUACAAUGACAAGAGUGUGGUCCAGCUGCGGUUUCUCAGACUCCAGAGCCUGCGUGUAUACCAAGUACUGCGAUACGUGUGCCUUGCUCAGCCAGGACGACCUACAAGGGACAAGGACGUGAAGUUUUUGACAGACGGACGUGAUCAGAGCUUCCUGGUGACCCUCCAGGGAUGUGAGGCCAGUGAAUCAUUCAACAGGACAGAAACUCUUCUUCAUUUUGCUCCCUUGGACCUAUCCUUACUUCCUGUCCGUGACUUGGCUGUGUAUUUUGAUGGGGACAUGGACCACCAAUAUGGCUUCCUCAUAGGCCCCGUGUGCUUUAGCUGA